Messenger RNA from Sycon ciliatum, 804 nucleotides. RefSeq lists its product as uncharacterized. Lineage: Eukaryota; Metazoa; Porifera; Calcarea; Leucosolenida; Sycettidae. The record is from RefSeq and is a predicted model, not a curated record. The coding region runs from base 4 to 804 and encodes 266 amino acids. The transcript has 2 exons.
UAUAUGGGGUCGUACGACCAAUUCGAAGAAACGCGUCUACCACCCAAGGAUGCAUUCCACUCAACGCUAACGAACACGGGUAUCAGUGAUGAAGACUAUGCCUAUGCGCAAACAGUAUGGACUGCGUUUGACUGUGAAGAUCUAGGAGACUAUCACGACCUCUACCUGGAGACUGAUGUGCUGCUGUUGGCUGACGUUUUCGAAAACUUCAGAAGAACUGCUCACGUAACCUAUGGAUUGGAUCCCGCUAAUUACCUCACCUUACCGGGAUUUGCCUGGGAUUCGCUGCUGAAAAUGACGAAGGUGUCCCUUCAUCUCAUUUACGACAUUGACAUGUUCAACUUCAUUGAGCAUGGCAAAAGAGGUGGCAUAAGCAUGGUGUCCGCUAGACACGCCACCGCCAACAACAGAUAUCUAUCGGAGUACAAUCCAGACGAGCCGUCAAGCUUCAUCCAAUAUUUAGAUGCGAACAAUCUAUAUGGAUGGGCCAUGUCUCAACCCUUGCCCGUGUCGGACUUCUGCUUUGAAGCAGUGACGGAUGACCUUCUGGAGACGGUACUCGAUCAUCCAAUGGACUCUUCGACGGGAUACAUGGUGGAGUGCGAUUUAAGGAUUCCAGAUGGUGUGCAUGACAUGAUGAAUGAUUAUCCGUUGGCUCCUGAGCAGAUGAAGGUGACACGAGAUAUGCUUUCUGCAUAUCAGACCCACAUGGCAGAGAAACUAAUGGUAAGUCAUGGUCUAUCUGGUGGAUAUGCUUGUAUUAAUCUUCUAAGGUUUGUGUAUAUCUAUACUGUACUCUUGUAG